AAGAAAGGAGUAAAUAAGGAGAACCGAGUGUACAAUAAUACCCCGCAUGCAUUCCGAUUUAUGUAUACUUAUCAUCAUGCGUCGGAUAAUGUGCUAUAGAAAAUAAUAAAAUAAUGGCGUAAUUAAUAUUUAACUUUCAAAAUAUUACCAGUAGAAAAAUGAAAAAUAUUGAUUUUUACCAAUUGUAUGGUAUUUUAGUCAGGUCAGGUCAGGAGAGAAGGCUGCCUGGGUUUUCACUUUUUCAGUUCACAGUUCAUCUGCAAAAAAAAAACAAAAAAAAUCAAUUGCCUUUUCAACUCUACUCUCUCUUCGUUAAUUAAUUUCUAAUUAAUUAAUUAAUUAAAACUUAAUUUAUUCUCCAGAGUCUCUUCAUGAAGGUGUUGUAGUCCAUCGUCACAAUGUCCCAAUCCAUCCCGUCCACCCCCACCCCCACCAUUCCGUCCACCCCCACCAUCACCAGAAGUGACGACGACGACGACAUUGUCGCCACGUCCGACGUUAAGCCUCGACGACCUCCCCCGACCCCUGACAUCACGUCUCGACGACCUCCCCUAACCCCUGACAGCACGCCUCUACGACCUCCCCUGACCCCUGACAGCACGCCUCGACGACCUCCUCUGACCCCUGACAUCACGCCUCGACGACCUCCGUUGACCCCGGCAGUGUCAAACUUUUCUCUCCAGUUUCCAGAUUUAUCGUCAUCAGAAGAAGAAGACGAGGAGGAAGAUGAGCAGCAGCAAGAAGUUGACCAAGAUCGCUCAUACACCAGCAAUGCUGAUGACGACGGAGUGGCCUCACUUUUAGAGGGGGACAUCUCCAUGUCCCGUCUCGUACUGGAGGGCGACGAUGUCGACGACGUGCCCGAAUCCGUCGUCCACUUGACGAAUAUUAGUAGCACAGAGUUAAGCAAUGUCUUGCGACGGCAACGACUCCGUGGUGAAGGGAGAGAUGAGGACGAUGAGGAUACGUUAAGUGAUACCGUAAUGUCCGUCAUUUAUGCUGGUGGGAAACUUGGGGCGGCUUGUUAUCAUCUGGAUACAUCGGAGCUCCUCGUUUUAGCCGAUACUGCGGAAGCGGGGCCAGAUUUUUACGUAUUUCGAUCUUUAUAUCGUCAAAUUGUCCCCAGAUGCCUCCUCAUCAAUGGCGGACAAGACGACGACUUUCGGAAGCUUGCUGACGAUCUUUGUGGAGAAGAGGAAGUGACACGGCCCUUAUUAUCGGAAUCAUCUGCACCACCACCCCAUAACCCACAGGAACCUAAAGCACACACCCAGCUUAUCCUCCUCCAGUCGAAACUGUUCUCUCCGGAAGGCUGCAAGAAUCGCUUGCUCGCCAUCAAAGUCCCGUACGAGCCAAAAGACAGCAGUGACGAGGAGCACAACCUCUUCAUCUCGUCUCUCCUCCCGUUGGGGAAUGAAAAAGCGGUCCGCGCUGCGGGCGCACUUCUCCAAUAUUUGGAUAAGCGAGGGAGAGAACUCUUCCAGAUCGAAUUGGUACAAGGAAUAGUCCCCGUCUUGAGCGUUAGCCCGUGUGGAAUGGACGACAUCGUCAUGGUCGACGACACUGCGUGGAAAUCAUUACAAAUCUUCUCGCUUGACUUGCACCCCUCCUCCGUCAAACAAGGCAUGCACAUCGGCGCAAAGGAGGGUCUCAGCAUAUUCAGCUGUCUCAAACAAGGCUGCUCCACCGGAAUGGGGGCACGCGCCUUGCGCCUCAUGCUACUCCGCCCUUCCCGCGAUGUCUCCCUACUCCGCCGACGCUACGACGUGAUCGAGUACUGCAACCAGCUCAGAAACCUUGAGUUCACCAAGGCAGCGAAAGACUGCUUAAAAACCAUGAAAAAUCUCCCCAAACUUUUGUAUCACUUGACCCUUCUCCACGCCUCCGUCGCGGAAUGGAAAGAGCUCUACAGCACCAUGUUCAGCUGCAUUACACUCGGAGAAAUCUGCGCCGCUCAGCCCAGCGAGGUCACAGCCUUCGCCGAAAUCGGGAAUCCCGCCCAUUUAUCCAUUUUACGCACCUUGACCGGCGAAAUGAUGCAAAUCAUCGACUUCGAAGAAUCCAUCCGUGUCGGACGGAUCGUCGCGCGGGCCGGAAUAGACGACAGGAUCGACACCAAGAAGCACCAACUCUCCUGCCUUCCUGACAUUUUGGCCCUCGUCGCCCGUGAAGAACUCAAUUCUCUCCCCGGCUAUGUUUCCCGGUGUCAAGUCGUCUACAUCCCGGAAGUCGGAUAUCUCCUCAGCAUCGGCCUCUGGCGUGAAAACUUGACUGAGGAUGACCUUCAAAUCGACAACUUUGACUUCACCUUCAUCUCCGGAGAUUCCGCGUAUUACAAAACGCCACGAACCCGGGAACUCGACGUUAUCUUGGGCGAUUGUCAAGUCGCAAUUUUAGAACUGGAAACCGGAAUUAUGAUCUACCUCUCGGAACGCAUCUUAUCCGAGGCUACCGUCAUCUUAAGAAUUGGCAGGCUCGCGGCUGACCUAGAUUGUUUAAUUUCGAUGUCCACCUUGGCGAAAAACAGUAGCUAUGUCCGACCCAGCAUCAUCACGACGCCUGGGAGAUUCGAAAUCAUCGCGGGACGACACCCGCUCGUCGACGUGAUUGGCGGAUGUGUCCCCAACACUACAAAAUUUCUCGAAGCGGAGCGUGUCGUAGUGCUAACCGGGCCGAAUGCUAGUGGGAAAAGUGUCUAUUUAAAGCAGGUCGGCGUCAUUUGCAUCAUGGCGUUGAGUGGAUCCUUCGUCCCCGCCAAGUCCGUCAAGAUCCCCACUUUCGACCGGAUUUGUACCCGAAUUCACGCCCCGGAAUCUAUUUCCACAGGAAUUUCUAGCUUCAUGAUGGACCUGAAUCAAAUGUCACUCGCUCUACGGACCUCCACGGAUAGGUCGCUCCUCCUCAUUGACGAGUUUGGCAAGGGGACCGCCGAAACCGACGGACUCUGUUUGCUUGUCGCCAGUGUGAACGAUCUUCUCAACAGGAAAAACCAGUGUCCCGUUACCUUCGUGUCGACACACUUCAACACGAUGAUGAACUAUCUCGAUGACUCGAACGUCCUCAAGUUGCAGAGGAUGAAGUAUCUCCAGCAAGACGCCGGUGCCACGGGGGGAAUAACUUACCUCUACGAGUUGACUGAUGGCGUCUCCGUGUCCAGUUUUGCACGCCAAGUGGCACAAGAAAUCGGCCUUCCGAGUAACCUGAUUCAUCGAAGCGCUGAGAUGGAGCGCAUCGUCCGCAGCCGCGCCCCCAACCAGAAACUGAACCCCAACACGACUCAGGCUGCGAUGGAACGUCACCAAAAUCUGACUCAAGUGGGCGAGUGGUUCCUAAAAUUGGGCAUUUCUGCUCACAAUGCGACCCAAAUCGUCGACCGUGUCAACACCUUUCUUACCCAGCCUGCACCGUCUAUCCCGCCAAGCUCGACACGAUAGAUCAGAUUAGAUAAUUCACUCACGUGUCAAACUUUAAUUAGUCUUAAACAGGAAAUUUUUUAUUAAAACUACAUUUCAAGUCUUAAUCGAUACCAGUUUAAUAUUUAGUUGUCCUAGAAAUUCGUUCUAAAUAAUGUUAAUUUUAUUCUGAUGAUAAAAUUGAAAAUUUUUAUUAAAAUUUCAUUAUUUUCAUUUCGCAUGUUAAUCAAUAGUUUAUAAGAAUAGUUUGUUUAAAGAUCUGUCCCCAUUUUAAAGUGAAUAUUAAAAUUCAUAUUAUUUUUA
Folsomia candida is the source of this 3716-nucleotide messenger RNA. Its product is annotated as mutS protein homolog 5. Gene Ontology annotation, biological process: mismatch repair; chiasma assembly. The transcript is spliced from 9 exons. Gene Ontology annotation, cellular component: nucleus. Lineage: Eukaryota; Metazoa; Arthropoda; Collembola; Entomobryomorpha; Isotomidae. The coding region runs from base 399 to 3434 and encodes 1011 amino acids. The record is from RefSeq and is a predicted model, not a curated record. Gene Ontology annotation, molecular function: mismatched DNA binding; ATP-dependent DNA damage sensor activity; ATP binding.